Molecule: messenger RNA, 1175 nt
Organism: Closterium sp. NIES-67
Lineage: Eukaryota; Viridiplantae; Streptophyta; Zygnematophyceae; Desmidiales; Closteriaceae
Source: the annotation of a GenBank genome assembly
GUCGAUGACCACUCGCGCAGAAGCAGCAGCAGCACCAGAAGGAGCAGCAGACUCAGCAGCAGCAGACGCAGCAGUAGCAGCAGCAGCAGCAGCAGCUGAAGGAGCAGCAGCAGCAGCAGCAGCAACAGCGGCAGCAGCAGCAGUGGCAGCAGCAGCAGCGGCAGCAGCAGCAACAGCAACAGCAGCAGCAGCAGCAGCAGAAGGAGCAGCAGCAGUAGCAGCAGCAGCAGCAGCAGCAGCAGCAGCAGCAGCAGCAGCAGCAGCAGCAGCAGCAGCAGUAGCAGUAGCAGCAGCAGCAGCAGCAGCAUCACACAGCCGCGUCGUGGCGGGCGCCCACGUGGCGGCCGCACCAACCCUCAGGGAGGGGGUGGAGGUGGCGGUUGUGGGGGCAGCGGAGCCGGCGGCGGUGGUGGCGGGGUCGAGGGUGGCAGCAGUGGUGGUGGUGGAGGCAGUGGUGGCUCAUCUGGUAGCCGUGUUGCACAGCCGCGUCGUGGAGGGCGCCUACGUGGCGGCCGCACCAACCCUCAGGGAGGGGGUGGAGGUGGAGGUUGUGGGGGCAACGGAGCUGGCGGCGGUGGUGGCGGGGUCGAGGGUGGCAGCAGUGGUGGUGGUGGUGGCAGUGGUGGCUCAUCUGGUGGCCGUGCAGCAGCAGCAGCAGCAGCAGCAGCAGCAGCAGCAGCAGCAGCAGCAGCAGCAGCAGGUGCAGCAGCAGCAGCAGCGGAUGGAGCAGCAGUGGCAGCAGCAGCAGCAGCAGCAGCAGCAACAGCAGCAGCAGCAGCAGCAGGAGACAAUUCUAUCCACAAAACUACAUCAAAAUUCGCUACGCAUCGUACGAGUAUCUGGUAAUGCCGCUCGGACUUACCAACGCACCGGCAACCUUCCAAGCCAAAAUGAACCACCUUUGACAACCAAUACUGGACGGGUGCGUGGUGGUGUACCUGGAGAGAGAGAGAGAGAGAGAGAGAGAGAGAGAGAGAGAGAGAGAGAGAGAGAGAGAGAGAGAGAGAGAGAGAGAGAGAGAGAGAGAGCAAGCACCGACGAGACAGCUCAACGGUUCAUCCUCUAUAUCAUCUCACAGCAUGACAUCCAUCCACACUCAUCACCGACCAAGAUCCUAAGUUCACCAGCAAGCUCUGGAUGGAACUGAUGUCUCUACUCGGAACCCAACUUGGAAU